Molecule: messenger RNA, 591 nt
Organism: Zymoseptoria tritici IPO323
Lineage: Eukaryota; Fungi; Ascomycota; Dothideomycetes; Mycosphaerellales; Mycosphaerellaceae
Exons: 1
Source: RefSeq, a predicted model, not a curated record
AUUCCAUCUCACAGCAUCUGCUGCGUUUCCUUCCGCGACCACGAGAACGUCGUCCCAGCAGGACAGUCAUGCAUUGAACUUGCCAUACACUUUGAGAACGGCAUUUUUCUUCAUACCAUCUCCAGACCUCGACGGUCUUCCUUGCCAUCAAAAUGUUGGCGCCCACUCGUUACAGAGCUUCAUUUCUUCUCCUUGCAUUUCCCUUCAUAUUCUUCAUACUUUUCUACACACAUCGCGAGUCUCUGCUUUCAGUACAGGAGCUCCUUCACACGAAACCAAGCCCGAAUGAGCCGCCGGCCGCUCAUUACGACUCUGCCUUCAUUCAUGAGUCCAAGCUUGAAGGCACACGACCAGAUCACUCUUCUUUACCUGUCGUCAACCCCGUUCCGAUACUCUUCGAUGAAUCGAGGGCUCCUCCACCCAUAUACACAGCUCCGGUAGCGCCCUCAGCUUCAGACUCCUCACCUGACCCUCACACCCAACCCUCCAACUCCCUACCACAUACCACCCUCUCCCCCUCCACUCCCUCUCCCUCCCCGGCCUUCGACUCUACCUCCCCACCCUGCCUCGCUCUCUCCCCUCUCGCCCAAG